AUGGAGGCUCAUAAGUUUUUAUGGCAGGAGAUCAAAGAUCACCAUGACUCGCCUCUUAUACAAAAUAAGCAUAUGGGGAAGCAUUUCCAUGUCGAUGUUCAUCCGAUGCGGGAUUUCCAAACGGUUGUUAACCUCUGUUCUCUCUCGGAUGUGGCCUCUCAUGUUCUCCUUUUUACAUGGUGUUAUAAGAGGGAAAAUGAUUUGAUUCUUAAAAAGCUUGAUAGAGUGAUGGCGAAUUCUGCAUGGAAACGAUCGAAUCCACACGCUUAUAUCGUGUUUAAUGUUGGGGGUUGUUCAGAUCAUUUGAAUUUUCGGAUCAUGGUGAAGGGAGCACAGUUUAACUUUGUUAAUCUGUUGACGAAAAUGGAGGAGUAUCUACCGAUAGUUGGUUCCUAUUGGCAGGACACACAACCUCUGUUUUUAUCCACUUCCUCUCUUUUCCGCUUUUCUAAGAAGCGUAAAGGCUUAGAAUCAGCUCUGCGGUCUUUGGAAAAUCAUCAUUUGGGUAAUCUGGUUUGGAAGAGUAAGGAAGCUUUUGAUUCGUUGUGCAAAAAGCAACAUGCCAACUUGGCUAAUCCAUCACCACAGCCAAUGGAGGUGGAGAACACUGCUUUUAAGCAAUGGGAGUUCUUAGCUUGUCUGGAGGAGAAAUAUCUUAAGCAAAAAUCAAAGUUGCAUUGGUUGCAAGUGGGUGAUAGGAAUAACAAAGCUUUCCCUAGAGCGGCUACAAUGCGGGCAGCUAUGAAUUCUGUUAAGGAGAUACAAUGCCAAGACAAAAGAGUGGUUGUGAAGGAGGAUGAAAUUAAGGUGGAGUCUGAACGAUAA
Camelina sativa (false flax) is the source of this 825-nucleotide messenger RNA. RefSeq lists its product as uncharacterized. Lineage: Eukaryota; Viridiplantae; Streptophyta; Magnoliopsida; Brassicales; Brassicaceae. The record is from RefSeq and is a predicted model, not a curated record.